This is a messenger RNA of Nerophis lumbriciformis (worm pipefish), 2821 nucleotides long. RefSeq lists its product as uncharacterized. Gene Ontology annotation, molecular function: calcium ion binding. The record is from RefSeq and is a predicted model, not a curated record. Lineage: Eukaryota; Metazoa; Chordata; Actinopteri; Syngnathiformes; Syngnathidae.
ACAGAAUUAAACGAUGGCUCACCUCUGCAUCUUCCUGCUGGUCGCCUCGGUGGUGGCUGAGCCUAUGAACAACAGCCUUGAGGAAAAUGAAGUCCUUACAAGCACACAACCAGACCUCAUCAAGAUCCAGGACCAGUUGACUGAAAACCUCAUUGGAAAUCUCAGUGAGCCUACUCCAACUCACACACCUACUACAGUGGCUACUUUCAUUACUACAAGUGUUAGCCGAGCGUCCACUGUGGCCGCUAUCCAGGCCUCCAGUCUCGCUCCUCUGUGUCCCGGCAACCAGGUGAGGCUAGAGGGCAGCUCGGAGUGCAGCUGCCCAUCAUCCAACAUGCUGAAGGAUGGCGAUGUCUGCACCUGCCUCCUCGGCUUCAGCGCAGCGGAAUGUAAAGACAUUGAUGAGUGUGCAGAAGAGGAGCCGUGCGGUCCUCACGCCAGCUGCACCAACACCCCUGGCUCAUACUCGUGUAGCUGUCACCGUGGUUACAUGGCGGGCGGUGGAGGGUGCCAGGAUAUAGACGAGUGUGCUCUGGCGGAACUGACGGGCCUGCAAGCCUGCAAGGACAAUGCACAGUGCACAAACACCCCUGGUUCCUUCACUUGCUCCUGCCUGGUGGGUUAUGUCAUGGCCCUGGAUGGACUAAACUGUGAAGACGUGGAUGAGUGUAGCUUCGAGGAGCUGUGUAGCCGUGAGCUGGGAACUGUGUGCCUGAACAGCCCGGGUAGUUUUGUGUGUCAGUGCCGGCCGGGAUUCACAGCAGAGGUUUGUGUUGGUGCUAUGUGUCCAAACGUCACCAAAUGUCAAGAUGUGGAUGAAUGCUUGGAGAGUCCCACCGUGUGUGAGGGUCGCGGGGUUUGUGAGAACACGCUCGGGAGUUACAAGUGUGUGUGCCCGCCCGGUUACCGGGGAAACGGCACACACUGUGAAGAUACAAACGAGUGCGCAUCAGGUGUUCAUGGCUGCGAUGUUAACGCUCGGUGUGGCAACAUCAUUGGCUCCUACUUCUGCCAGUGCUCCCAGGGCUUCAAUGGAGAUGGACAUACUUGCUUUGAUAUUGAUGAGUGUGCUGUUGAUAAAGGACACUGUGACCACAACUGUACCAAUCAACCAGGAGGGUACACUUGCCAGUGUGCCUCUGGCUACCAGCUAAGCCAGGAUGAACGUAAUUGCACAGACGUAAACGAGUGUUUGUCCCUGAGUGGAAUCUGUGCACACAUCUGUGACAACAUUCCGGGAUCUUACCGGUGCUCUUGCAGGCCCGGCUACCAGCUUCACAUUGACAGUCACACCUGUGUGGACAUCGAUGAAUGCAAACUCCAGAACGGCGGCUGCUCCCACACCUGCAGCAAUUCUCCAGGGGGGCACGAUUGCCACUGCCCUCCUCCUCUGCUGCUACACACGGACAACUUCACCUGCAGUAACGUCACAUCUUGUAAACUGAGAAACGGUGGUUGCGAGCACGUGUGCGUGACCGGGGCAGAGGGCCACGUCCAGUGUAGCUGCCGCGCUGGGUGGAAACUGAGCGAGGACCAGAGAAGCUGCGUGGACGUGGACGAGUGCGGAGACUUUACAAACGGAGGCUGUGAGCAGCUCUGUAAGAACUACCCGGGAGCCUUCAACUGUACCUGCAGGGAAGGCUAUCAGGUUCAAACAGACGACCGCACCAAGUGCCAGCCUGUGUGUGACCCUGCCUGUCGGAACUAUGGAGUGUGCAUGGCGCCAAACAGCUGUGACUGUCCUCCGGGAUACCCUGGCCUUGGCUGCUCAGCCAUGUGCUCCCCUCCUUGUGCACAUGGAGGCACAUGUAUGCGCUGGAACAAGUGUCUGUGUCCUUCAGGCUGGACUGGAGAAGGCUGCCAUACAGCCGUGUGCGAGCUGCCGUGCGCUAACGGUGGUCGCUGUGUGGGCCCCGAUACCUGCCAGUGUCCCUCCGACUACACGGGCCCCCAGUGCCUCCUGCCUUUGUGCACACCCGCCUGUCAAAAUGGCGGUAGAUGCGUGGACGUGAAUAAAUGCACGUGUGUCAGCGGAUGGCAUGGAGCUCGUUGCCAAAUAGAGCCUGUUCAGUGUCAGAAACCUUGUCAAAACGCUGGCGUGUGCGAAGGUCUCAACAGGUGUCGCUGUCCCAAAGGGUUUAUCGGACAUCUCUGUGAAACAGCCGUGACUACGCCAUGUGUGCCGCCAUGCCAGCACGGCGCCACCUGCAGUCCUCACAACACUUGCACCUGUCCGGAGGGCACAGCGGGACUGCGCUGCGAGAGACUGACUUGCCCGGUGGUCACCACUGUGGUCAGCAUGGCUCGAGCAGUGAGAAAAGCCUUCAAGGAGAGCUACGUUGACCGUUGUGGACCCUUGGGGAUUCAGCUUUGCACCAAAUACAGGAUGAACCAAGCACGUGUGUACCUGCAAGCCUACAGGGUGGGCUACAAAAUCCAGUGUCCAGGGAAGCAAAGCGCUGUUUGAUAAACACCUGUUUCGCAGCAUUUCAGUCAAUGUCUAGGCAGCUGUCAGUCAGUUUAAACAUGGAAAGAAGACAACUUUGGGCUUAAACCUUGAAGUAAAAGGGAUAAUAAUCUUGUAUUAUUAUUAUUUUUUACAGUAUAAAGCAUUGUUUUUAUUUCUGGACUAAUGUUCAUUAAAAGUCAUAUGCACAAUGAAUACAUUUGUCAUUGUGUUUUGUUUUUUUAUGUCAGGUUUAAGUGUUUAGGGCACGUCCGACAGGUACAUGUUGGGAAGACUAUGUCUCCCGGCUGGCCUGGGAACGCCUCGGGAUCCCCCGGCAGGAGCUGGAUGGAGUGGCUGGGGAGAGGGAAGUCU